Athalia rosae (coleseed sawfly) is the source of this 502-nucleotide messenger RNA. Its product is annotated as mitochondrial import inner membrane translocase subunit Tim10 B. NCBI's taxonomy places the organism in Eukaryota, Metazoa, Arthropoda, Insecta, Hymenoptera, Athaliidae. Bases 117 to 422 code for a protein of 101 amino acids. The transcript has 3 exons. Gene Ontology annotation, cellular component: mitochondrial intermembrane space chaperone complex. The record is from RefSeq and is a predicted model, not a curated record.
CGGUUUCCAUAAAAACUGAUCCGACAAUUGUGCUUCAAAUAUUAUUACUGACUUCAAGUGUUGUCACUAAAAGUUUGAUAAUUGCUUCAAAACAAAUAUUUUAGGCUUCUCCAAAAAUGGACUUGGCACAGAUAAGAAAUUUUAAAGACUUCCUCUUGUUGUACAAUCAAAUUUCUGACACGUGCUUCAGGCGAUGCACAAACACAUUCAAUUCUAGAGAUAUUAGCUUGGACGAGGAAGCUUGCAUAAGUAAUUGCGUACAAAAACAUAUUAACGCCAACCACAAAAUAAUGGAAGUAUAUGUGCAAGUACAACCAAUUUUAGUCAAUAAAAGAAUAAAGGAAAUGAAUGCUGCAGCAGAGGCACAGCAACAGCAAUUGCAGCAAGACACGCAAGUUCCAGAAACAAGUCAAAGUUUGUGACAAAAUCUUCCAGCUGUAUGAUACAGAUUUCAUUAGUUAAUUACAUUGUAAAUAUUUCAAAUACAAACUGUUGAGAUUGA